AUUUUGACAGUUCGAGUCAUGUUUCUUGCAUGUGGUACAAUUGCAUCUAAUGUUUUAUUUUGGUUGAUUUUACUUUGAUAGUUCGUAGGUCGUGCAUUAGAUUUUUUUCAUAAUCAGUUAAUUCGCAUAUUGCAGCAUAAUUUAGUGACUGUAAAUUUUUAGCUUAUGUAUUUGUGCAUGUAAUAAAGUUAGUUUUCUUGCCAAAAAAUGCCUCCUAAAGAAAGAAGAAUUGCUAUGAUGGGUUACAGAUCAGUGGGUAAAUCUUCCUUGAGUAUUCAAUUUGUUGAAGGACAAUUUGUUGAUUCUUACGAUCCAACUAUUGAAAAUACAUUCACUAAGACCACAAGAGUAAAUUCUACCGAUUAUGAAGUAAAAUUAGUAGACACAGCAGGCCAAGAUGAGUAUAGCAUUUUUCCCGCACAAUAUGCUAUGGAUUUUCAUGGUUAUGUUCUUGUUUACUCUAUAACUAGCUCAAAGUCUUUUGAAGUGGUCCAAAUAAUAUAUGAUAAAUUGUUAGAUGUAAUGGGUAAAGUUCAAGUACCUGUAGUGUUAGUAGGUAACAAAACUGAUUUACAUAUGGAACGAAUGAUAAGUGCAGAUGAAGGUAAACGAUUAGCUGAUAGUUGGAAAGCCGCAUUUUUAGAAACAUCUGCCAAACAAAAUGAGUCAGUAGCUGAAAUAUUCCAUGCUUUGUUAGUCGAGAUAGAAAAAGCAGACGGUAACACUCAAGAAAAAAGCAAUUGUUGUAUAUCGUGAAUAAAUAAAAUAAUCAUUAUGUGUAGAAAAUUAUAUGGUUAUAAGAAGCUAUGUUAUGAAACUUCAAUUUUGAAGAAUGUGUUUAAAAUUAAUAUAUUUUUUGUUUAUUGGUACAAUUAAUAGUAAUGAAAUUUUAAUAGCAAACCAGUUAUCUUGUUUCGAUUCAUAUUCAAAAAUAUUA
Molecule: messenger RNA, 937 nt
Organism: Ctenocephalides felis (cat flea)
Lineage: Eukaryota; Metazoa; Arthropoda; Insecta; Siphonaptera; Pulicidae
Product: GTP-binding protein Rheb homolog
Exons: 5
Coding region: 208-756 (182 amino acids)
Biological process (GO): small GTPase-mediated signal transduction
Cellular component (GO): plasma membrane
Molecular function (GO): GDP binding; GTPase activity; GTP binding
Source: RefSeq, a predicted model, not a curated record